AUGGGGCCCCCGGGCAAUAGGGGAUCAUGUGGCUCCUGUGUCCUUGCCCAAACUCAAAAAACCUAUGAAAAAGGUACCAGGGGCAUCUCAUGGGGCCCCCUACUGACCCCAGGCCCUCGGGCAGUGACCGAGUUUCCAAAUGGUCAGUCCGCCCCUGGAGAAAAUGUAUUCUGUUAUAUUUAUUUGGUGAAAAUAACCCAAAUCAGUGUUUAUUAUUUAGUCUGUAGGAAGGUUAUAGAGUCCACAACAACUAUGGCAUACUGCAUAUCUGAAAAUUGAUCAAUCCUGAUGUACUGAUGGACAAUCUAA
This is a messenger RNA of Staurois parvus, 309 nucleotides long. The record is from the annotation of a GenBank genome assembly. Lineage: Eukaryota; Metazoa; Chordata; Amphibia; Anura; Ranidae.